Molecule: messenger RNA, 3823 nt
Organism: Chelmon rostratus (copperband butterflyfish)
Lineage: Eukaryota; Metazoa; Chordata; Actinopteri; Chaetodontiformes; Chaetodontidae
Gene: myo1g
Product: myosin IG
Exons: 22
Coding region: 107-3139 (1010 amino acids)
Biological process (GO): actin filament organization; vesicle transport along actin filament
Cellular component (GO): actin cytoskeleton; plasma membrane; cytoplasm
Molecular function (GO): actin filament binding; ATP binding; microfilament motor activity
Source: RefSeq, a predicted model, not a curated record
CCCAGAAGUCGACCAUACUUCUCCUUCUUCUUCCUUUCGCUGCUUUCUGUUCCCCGGCGUCCUGUCCGUCUUUUCUUUUUAGUGGGUUUGGUGUAUACAGACAGGGAUGGCGGAGCUGGAGGGGCUGGAGUUUGGGAAGUCAGACUUCGUGCUCCUGGAUGAGGUGACGAUGGAGCAGUUUAUGGAGAAUCUGAAGCUGAGGUUUGAGAAAGGCCGAAUCUACACCUACAUUGGAGAGGUGGUCGUCUCCGUUAACCCAUACAGACAGAUGGACAUCUACGGCAAAGAAACCAUUGAUGCGUACCGGGGCCGGGAGCUGUAUGAAAACCCUCCACACCUGUAUGCAGUGUCCGAUGCUGCCUACAAGGCCAUGAAGAGACGGGCCAAAGAUACCUGCAUCGUCAUAUCAGGUGAAAGUGGGGCAGGAAAAACCGAAGCGAGUAAAUACAUCAUGCAGUACAUUGCAGCCAUCACAAACCCAAGCCAGAGGGAGGAGGUUGAGAGCGUGAAGAAUGUGCUGCUCAAGUCCAACUGCGUGCUGGAGGCCUUUGGGAACGCCAAGACAAAUCGCAACGACAACUCCAGCCGCUUCGGCAAAUACAUGGACAUCAACUUCAACUUCAAUGGCGAUCCCACCGGAGGCCACAUCAACAACUACCUGCUGGAGAAGUCCAGGGUGGUCCAGCAGCAGGAAGGGGAGAGGAACUUCCACUCAUUUUACCAGUUACUGUGUGGAGGCUCAGAUGAGAUGCUGGCAUCAUUACAUCUACAGAAUGAUCCAGCUUUUUAUACGUUUACCAGAGAAGGAGCUGCAACUGCUACCUCCAACAAUGAUCGAUCGAGCCACAAAGCGGUAAUGAGUGCCCUGGAAGUGAUCGGUUUCUCUCAAGAGGAGAUUAACUCAGUUUAUCAGAUCCUGUCCUGCAUUCUUCUGUUGGGUAAUACGCAGUUUGAGAGUGACGGUGAGAGCGUUCAGAUCCUGGGACUGGAAGCCGUCAACCACAUCUCUGAGCUGACAGACACGGAUCCAGACAGCGUUAGCAAGAGCCUGCUGUACCGCACUGUGGCCACUGGGGGCGGCGAGGUCAUCGAGAAGGGACACACGGAGCAGGAAGCCUGCUUUGGACGGGACGCUUUCGCCAAGGCUCUAUAUGAGAGACUUUUCGGCUGGAUUGUAGGCCGCAUCAACAGUGUCAUUGAAGUUAAAGACUACAACCCAGUGCUCCAUGGGAAAAACACAGUCAUUGGCGUGCUGGAUAUCUACGGCUUCGAGAUCUUUGACAACAACAGCUUUGAACAGUUCUGCAUCAAUUACUGCAACGAGAAGCUGCAGCAGCUCUUCAUCGAGCUGAUCCUCAGACAGGAACAAGGCGAAUACCAGAGAGAGGGCAUCACUUGGCAACAUAUUGAUUACUUCAACAACCAGAUCAUUGUGGAUCUCGUGGAGCAGCCACACAAAGGCAUCAUCUCCAUUUUGGACGAGGCUUGCCUCACUGUUGGUAAAGUUACCGACACGGUCUGCCUGGACAGCAUGGACACCAAACUGGCCCAGCACCCCCACUACACCUCCCGCAAGCUCAGCCCCACAGACAAAACCAUGGACUUUCAGAAACACUUCCGUAUUCGCCACUAUGCUGGAGACGUCACAUAUUCUGUCGAGGGGUUUUUGGACAAAAACAAGGACAUGCUUUUCCAAGAUUUCAAGCGUCUCAUGUACAACAGUGCCAACCCAGUCCUGAAGGAGAUGUGGCCAGAUGGUCAGCUGAGCAUCACAGAGGUCACCAAGCGACCUCUGACCGCAGCCACCCUCUUCAAGAACUCCAUUGUGGCCUUGGUGGAUAAACUGGCCUGCAAGGAGCCUUACUAUGUGCGAUGCAUAAAGCCCAACGAGAUGAAGUCUCCGGUGUUAUUUGACGACGCUCGCUGCCAGCACCAGGUGGCCUACCUUGGCCUGAUGGAGAAUGUGAUGGUGCGCAGGGCAGGCUUUGCCUACAGGCAGCCCUAUGCUCGCUUCCUGCAGCGGUAUAAGAUGACGUGUGAGUACACCUGGCCGCACCACCUGAUGGCCUCAGACAGAGAGGCCGUGGAGACCAUUGUCACCCAGCACGGUUUCCAGGACGACGUGGCGUACGGACACACCAAGCUGUUUGUCCGAACGCCGCGGUCUCUCUUCACUUUAGAACAGGAGAGAGCCGCCCUCAUCCCCAUCCUGGUGCUCUUCCUGCAGAAGGUGUGGCGUGGGGCUUUAGCUCGUACGAGGUGCCGGCGUAUGAGGGCCAUCUAUGCCAUCAUGGGCUGCUAUAAGCGCUACAAGGUGAAGGCCCACUUCUGGGAGGUGGAGAGGAGGUUUGCUAAUGUACGAACCAUGGGCGACUAUGGAAAGAGCGUGGAGUGGCCGACCCCGCCUGCAGCUCUGUCCCAGUUUCACAACAUCACAGUCAUGCUGCAUCGCAGGUGGUGGGCGAGGCAGAUCGUGAAGAACAUCCCUCCGUCUGACAUGCUGGAGGUUCGGGCCAAAGUAGCAGCUCUGACUGCUCUGAGUGGAGAGAGGAAAGACUGGGGAGUGAGCAGAGCCUGGGAGAGGGACUACCUGGCCAACGUGCGAGACUGCCCUCAGACCAGCUCCGGCUUCAUCCGUGUGUCCAAGGAGCUGAAGAACAAAGACGAGUACAGCCAGGUCCUCUUCUCCGGCUUCUGUAGGAAGGUGAAUAGAUUCAACAAAAGCACAGACCGAGGCCUGCUCGUCACUGACAAGUACGUCUACAAAUUGGAGCCAAAGAAACAGAACAAGGUUUUGAAGAGGCUUCCUUUAGACGCUUUUACAGGCCUGAGCGUAACCAGCGGGGUUGACCAGAUGGUGGCGCUACACACGUCCUCGCAGGAUGACGUCCUGCUGUGUCUGCAGCGAGGGGAGCUGUGCCCCAACCAGGAUCGAGUGGGCGAGCUGGUGGGAAUGUUGGUGGACCACUUCACACGUGUACGAAAAGUCCAGUUCCCCGUGAAGAUUUGCCGUUCAGCCGUGCAGCUUCACAUGCGGGGCAAACCAAAGAGCGUCGCCGUAGAAACCAAACCCGGCCAGACCAACGCGGAUUUCAAGAAGAGCCGAGAUGGUUUCAUCCUGCUCGUCCCCGCUAACUAACAGUCUGUCCAACGAACCAGCAGCAACAGUUUGACCUCAGGACCCGGACGAGACCUGGUCCCUCGACAGAGCGAUGUAUUGACAUCUGAACUGAUCAAAACAUCAGUGAGGUUCAUAAUGCUACAAAGACAGGAAUGUAAAUACGUGACUGUCACGACUUUGCCUUUAAUACUGUUUACUAGGACUGUUUAAAUAUUUCUCACAAAGGUUUUAAAGUGUUGACACAAAGCAGAGACGCUGGCAGAGUCUGCGUUUUUAAUCCUGAGCUGAGGAGGACAGUGCUCACCGGACAAAGACAAAAGUGCCAAAUAGCUUUGGAGGAGAAAUUAGGACGUUAUUAUGUCGCUGUAGAGACUCAGGACAGAGCUGCCAAAAAACAUGUUCCAUACUGUUUUUUCGCUUUUGCUAUAUUAGAUAUUUGAAGAUAUUAUUGAAUGAAAAGGGCAACAAAAAACUUAAAGAAGUGAACUUUUUGAAUGAAAAACUGUGUCACAAUGCAUAAAUACUAUCAAGACAAACAUUCCCAAUAUAUUUUUGUACACUGAACUGUUUUGUGCGCCGUAUCAUGCUGUUGCCUUAAAAAAAAGGCAGACUGAAUUAUUCCAUGUCAAGUAAUAAAAAGGAGAAAGAGGAACAAGAAAGUGGAAGAAAAUAAAUUAUUCAGGAUUUACUUACGCGAGUUCU